This is a messenger RNA of Lathyrus sativus (Indian pea), 339 nucleotides long. The record is from the annotation of a GenBank genome assembly. NCBI's taxonomy places the organism in Eukaryota, Viridiplantae, Streptophyta, Magnoliopsida, Fabales, Fabaceae.
AUGAAACUUCAAGUCAUUGUCAUCUCUGCUGUUCUCUUUAUAUCUAUGUCAGAGGCAGGUCAUUACGGUUGGUGGUUUCCAAUCAGGAACCUCAACGAACCAUAUGUGAGGGAGAUUGUUCAAUUUGCAUUGACAGAACACCAGAAACAAUCUGGUGUAAAAUUGAGUCUAGUUGAUGUAAUCGAUGGUCAUUAUAUGGCAGGGGAGCAUCAUUCAACGCUCUAUAAAUUUUGGUUGGCGGCGAAAGAUGAAUCUGCUACUAAAAAAUAUGAUGUUGGAGUUAAUGUUCAAGUUGAUCCCCAUGUUAAGAGACUCGUUUGGUUCGAUCCAGCUCCUUAA